CUUAAAACCUGCCUUAAACACUUCUGGUUUUGUAUUAACACACAAAUAUUAAAAAAUUAAAAUACAAAAAAUAGUCAAAAUUUGUUACCCUAUGUUUAUCUAAAUUUAAGUGGUAUCUUUUUGGAAUUCUAAAUUAAAAGUUGGCAUUACACAUUUACCGCAAAACUAAUCAUGUCUUUAAGAUUAACCGGUUUGUUCCAAUUGCAUAAUCCUCUGACGAGAUGCAUUCUUUCGAAAUCUAUGCGCUUGUCGCCGAUUUGUCAGUUUCGUCCAUAUGGUAAGAGCGGUGAUCCCCCAUUAAAGGAUUGCGCCACAUUUCAAAAGGAACUGGCCGAUGCCGCAAAGAAACAACGUCAGGAUAAGGAGAAGAAGGCAAUGGACAAAAUGAAGAAGAAAGUAGAUAAGUGUGUUGAGCAGCGAACUAGCAGUUUAUGUGAAAGUAUCGCGGGAAUGGACGAGAAGAACAAAAAGACCAUGGUAAGUAUAUUGGAGUGCAUGGUUGAUGGCAUCAAGAAGACGUGCUAUGAGAAGGAGCUGAAAAAAGUGUGCGAAGCCCGUGAUUUGAAAAAAAAAUGUGCUAUGCUUGCCAGCCAAAAAGAGGCAGAGGAACUAAUAGAAAGCUGUAAAAAAGAUACGAAAUCAUCAGAAUCGAAGGAUGCCGAAAAAUCUAAAAAAGAGGGCAACCAGGGUGCCAAGAAGGAUUCAGAAACGCAGGAUGAAAAGUCAGCAGACAAGAAGACUAAAUCCAAGCCAAAAGAGUGUGCCAGCAUGGGUAAAAAUUCAGCAGGCGAGAAGAAUGAGCCGAAAGAGGUUGACAAGAAGAAGGAUGUCAAAGAGCAGGACUCAAAAUCGGCAGGCAAAAAGAAAACGUCCAAGCCAAAUUCAGCAGGCGAGAAGGGUGCAGCCAAGCCGAAAGAGUGUGCCAAGAAGGAAGACAACAAGCAGGAUGUCAAAUCAUCAGGCGACAAAAAACAGUCCAAAGUGCAGGAGUCAAAAUCAGCAGGUGAGAAGAAUACAUCCAAGCCGAAAGAGUGUGGCAAGAUAGAUGCAAAAUCAGAAGGCGAGAAGAAUCAGUCCAAAGAGAAAGACACAAAUUCCGCAGGCGAGAAGAAUACAUCCAAGCCGAAAGAGUCUGGCAAAAAAGAUACCAAAGAGCAGGACACUAAAUCAACAGGUGAGAAGAGUACGUCCAAGCCAAAAGAGUGUGCCAAGAAGGGAGACAACAAGCAGGAUGGCAAAUCAGCUGGCGAGACAAACCAAUCAAAGCCGAAGGAGGGUCAAACAAAUGCAGAUGCAGAUCUAAAGAAAAAGUCCGAUCCCUUUGAAAAAAUCUGCCAAGACUUGGCCAAGAAGAACAAACAGCCUGAAGACGGAGAAAAGAAGUCGAAAUAUUUCCAAAAGUUGGAUAAAUGCAUAGAUUCGCAAUGGAAAGAUAUCUGCAAUAUUCGGAAGAAACUAAGCGAAGAAGAAAAGGCAAAACUCUCCGUCUUGCAUAAAUGUCUCGCUGAUAAGGUCAAGGAGCGUUGCAAGCGGAAGGUUCAAAAGGAUAUGUGCCGCGAAGCUGGAGGUGUAAGUAAGAAGAAGGGAUCCAAAAAGGAAAAAAAUAAUGAAAAGAAAGACGAGGCCUCGGCUUUAAAAGAAAAGUGCAAGAAACUUGAACAAGAAGAGAAAAAGGAAAGGGAAGAAAAGGCAUCAAGUGAAAGCGAAAUAGCUGCUCUUAAAGAAAAAUGUAAAGAAUUUGCUAAGAAAAGUGGCAAAGAUAACAAAAAUAAGGAUGAGAAAGACAAGAAAAACGACUCCUGCGACAACAAAGUUAAGGAUGAUAAAGAUCAACCUGCAAAGCAGGACAAAGCCGAGAAUCAGAAGAAUGAUAAAGGAAACGACAAAAAUAAUCAAAAGGAUCCAUGUGCCAAAAACAACUCAUCUACAUCCUCUGACAAAAAGCCUAAGGGUGAUCAGAAGGAACGUUCUGGUAGUUCAGUAAAGAGCGCCUCUUCCGACAAAAAUGCCAAGGCUGAUAAGAUUGCAUCUGCUAGUGGAGAUAAAAAAAAUCAACCUGCUAAGCUGGAGAAAGACGACAAGCAGCAAAAUGACAAAGGAAAGGAGAAAACUAGUCAGAAGGAUCCAUGUGCCAAAAAAGACAAAUCUGAUAUGUCCCCUGACAAAAAGCCUAAGGGUGAACAGAAAGAUCAUUCUGGCAACGCAGACAAGAGCGCCUCUUCCAACGAAAAAGGUAAGAAAGGACCCUCUGUAAAAGUUGCUUCUAAAUUCAGGAAUCCAUGCAAAGACAAAACCAAGAAAAAAAACGGUGAUAAAAUGGAUUCUUCUGGAAAGAAUAAUAACGGAAAAAGUCAAAAGAGUGACGAAAAGGAACUCAAAAGAAAGUGCGAAGAGGCUGCCCUAAAAGAGAGAUGCAAAAAACUUGUCGAAGAAGAGAAAAAGAAGAAAGCUGAAGAAGCCUUGAAGAAAAAGUGCGAAGAGGCCGCUCUAAAAGAGAAAUGUAAGAAUCUUGCUAAGAAAGAUAGCAAAAAUGAAAAGAGUACUUCUUUGGAUCAAAAACCCAAAGGUGGUGAUAAGAAUGCAUCUGCCAGUGGAGAUAAAAAUCAAAAUGCAAAGCAGGACAAAAGUGAGAAGCAGACCAAUGAAAUGGAAAAGAACAAAGCUAAUAAGAAAGAUCCAUGUGCCAAAAACGACAAAACAGCUUCGUCCGGCCCAAACGAAAAAGGUGGCAAAAAGGCGGCCGGCCCCUCUGAUAAAAAGUCUGAGAGUGAACAGAAGAAUCUUUCUGAAGACAAGACAAGAGCUACAAAGGAUUCUUCUAAAGAAGAUUUAAAGUAUACGCAUCCCUGUGCAAAGGACAAUAAUGGAAAAAGUCAAAAGAGUGACGAAAAGGAACUCAAAAAGAAGUGCGAAGAGGCUGCCCUAAAAGAGAGGUGCAAAAAACUUAUCGAAGAAGAGAAAAAGAAGAAAGAUGAAGAAGCCUUGAAGAAAAAGUGCGAAGAGGCCGCUCUAAAAGAGAAAUGUAAGAAUCUUGCUAAGAAAGAUAGCAAAAAUGAAAAAAAUACCUCUUUGAAUCAAAAAUCCAAAGGUGGUGAUAAGAAUGCAUCUGCUAAUGGAGAUAAAAAUAAUCAAAAGGCUAAGCAGGACAAAGGUGAGAAGCAGAAGAAUGACAAGUCAGUUAUGUCCUCUGAUAUAAAGGCCAAAGGUGAUCAGAAGCAACCUUCUGGCAGUGCAGCCAAAAACGCGUCUUCCGACCAAAAAGCCAAGGCUGUUACCGGAGAUAAGCAGGAUCAAGGUGAGAAGCAGAAGAAUGAAAAGGAAAAAACUAAUAAAGAUCCAUGUGCCAAAAAAGACAAAACAGCUUCGUCCGGUCCAAAAGUAAGAGAUGGCAAGAAGUCUGACUCCUCUGUUGAAAAGGGCAAGGGCGAAAAGAAGAACGCUUCUUCCAACGAAAAAAUCAAAAGUGGUAAGAAAGGCCCCUCUGUAAAGGUGUCUUCAAAAUACAGGAAUCCAUGCAAAGACAAGAACAAUAAGAAAGUAAAGGGUGAUAAAAAGGAUUCUUCUGCUAGCGGAGAGAAAGAGAAUGACGAGAAGGAUCUCAAACAAAAAUGCGAAAAGAUGGCCUUAAUAGAGAAAUGCAAAAAAUUUUUCGAAAAGGAGAAAAAGAAGGACGCUGAAAAAGCCUUAAAGAAAAAGUGCGAAGAGGCUGCUCUAAAGGAGAAAUGCAAGAAUCUUACCAAGAAAAAUAAAAAGGACAGCAAGGAAGAGAAAAAGAAAGAAGGUUCUGAGAUGAAAUCCCAAGGUGUUAAGAAGAGUCCUUCUGCAUGUGGAGAUCAGAAGGAGGAUAAUAAAGCAAAGCCAUAAAGAGACCUUCUACAAAGACGAUGAACUGGUUUUCAAUAUCCCGUGGUGAAAACAAGUAAAGAUAAUACAAUAAUACUUUUGUCAAUAUUGCAAAGGUCAAUAAACUAAAUGAAAGGAA
Molecule: messenger RNA, 3982 nt
Organism: Drosophila willistoni
Lineage: Eukaryota; Metazoa; Arthropoda; Insecta; Diptera; Drosophilidae
Product: axoneme-associated protein mst101(2)-like
Exons: 2
Coding region: 172-3864 (1230 amino acids)
Source: RefSeq, a predicted model, not a curated record